CCCUUGAAUUGUUUUGCUUUCAGAUUAAUGAAUAGAUAUUCAAAGAAACUAGUAUCAAAAUGCAUUUAUGUACAAAUUUUAAAAGUUACAAAAACUGAGUUACUCGGUGAAUUUAUGGGGGUCGGUGGCUGGUCCUUGGUUUAUAACUGGUUGAACGACGCUAUACGUGCUAUGAAUUGGCCACUGGUGCAGGAAAUAUUAGAAUUACUCUUACUUUGUCCUGUUGAUGUGGAUAGAUUGAAGAUAAACUCUGCACCAAAGUUGGUGAAAGGACUUUGCAGGGAUGGCGGCAAUGAAGGCGUCAGAAUACUUGCGAAACGUUUGGUGGAACAGUGGUUGAAGGUGGUAACUGAAAAUACAACGAGCGCUCAAGUUGAAAAUGCUCAGCAACAGACAAUUACCAAUGAACCUGCAGCUGCAAGUGUUCAAACAACACCUGUCGUUCGGCAAGAACCAAAAAUUAUACCACCUCCCGCAGAACCAAUUAAAAUUAAGGCGCCUGUAGUAGUAAGGCAGUCAUCAUCAAAUAUUGUAGAAGAGGACCCUUUAGCUGAUGUUGCAGAUGUACCAACUGAAACAUCUAGUUAUACACCAACAUCGGCUCAAAAGAAAGCUAACGAAGCCGGUUUGGUAUUCAAACUAGUUAUUAAAGAUGGUCAGCAAGUUUUGGCAAAAGUGCCAAAGGCCGCGCAAGUGACACCAACAGUCGUUCAUGAAGAAGAGAACGAGAGAGAUAAUGUUGAAGAAGAAGUUGAAGAUGAGGCUGAAGCUGAAGCUGAAAAUGCUGAAGGUGAAGUAGAAGUGGAUCAUAACGCCGAAGGCGAUGUCGAAGCUGAGCCUGAAAAUGAGGAACAGGAAGUGGAGGAAGAAGUUGAGAGCGGAGCUGCCGCCACGGUGGUAGAAGAGGAAGAGGAGACUCGAACAUCACUUGAUAAACCAGGCAAAGAAAGUGAAAGCAGUGCUGACGAUGAGACUCGGACUCCGCCCUAUAUUGAUAAAGUUGAUGUAGCACAAAAGUCUUCAGAUCGGGAAAAAACCAUAGAUUCUGAAGGUGACAAAUCAGAAACUAAAGAAGCUAAAAGUUCAAACGAGGGAAAUGAAAGCAAAAAUAAAGAAAAAGAACAAAAAGUUGAUAAAGAUAGAGAAAAAGAUCGAAAGUCAUCGUCUUCCAGCCAUAAAUCAUCGAGUCAUAAAUCGAAAACCUCUUCUUCGAGUAAGUCAAAAUCAUCAUCAUCGUCAUCAUCACACCGCAGUUCUGGCGAUAAGCAUCGCAGUGACAAGGAGCGUUCAAGUUCCAGCAAAGACAAAGAUCGGAAAGAGGGUAGCUGCUCAAAUACACAUAAAUCGUCAUCUUCAUCAUCUAAGUCUUCAUCGUCAACAAGUUCAAAAGACAAACACCGCGAUAAAGACAAAGAUAAAUCGUCCAAUUCUUCUUCAUCUUCAAUUUCAACAACUACAUCCCACAAAAAAGAUAAGGAGCGCGAAAAAGAAAUACAAGCGGAGAAAGAUAAAGACACUAUUAGCAAGUUGACUCAACCAUCUAUUGAUAAAUUAGGUCGUAUUCCAAAGAAACCUAAGGAUGAAUCAGAAUCCGAAACGGUUAAACCUGCUUCAAUCACAAUACCCUCAAAAAAGGCAUCAAUGUCGAUUGAAAUUCGACGCGAUUCGGAAAAGACCAAAACAGUUAAAACGUACAAAUCACAGUUUCGUUCGCAUGGUCUGACUGAAGAAGCGCCACCACCGCCGUCACGGAAAGGUUUGAAGAAACCAAUAUCGAUUGUAUCAGCGCCUGGUACUGUCAUUCCUGCAAGUUUGCCUUCAUCGCUGAAGCGGCCUUCACCACCACCUAGAAGUAGUGAUUCGCCCACACAGAAGAAAUCCAAGAUCGAUAUGAACAACCUGUCUGUGGCUAACGAGAAACCUGGAGCCAUCAAACUCAUCGCUCCCAAAAAGAUUCAAACACUCGUCGAAACGAAUCUCUUCUCUGAUGCACUCUCAGCAGCUACAGGCCCUAAAAAGAUCACAAAGCGCAAGCGCUCCACUACCCCGGCUCCCGGAGGACAAACAAAAGAGGGUCCUUCACCGCCCACAAGUCCUCAUGGACCCAAGGUUGCACCUUUGAAAUUCUAUCAAGACACAUUGGAUGAGUCAAAGAGCGAUGAAAAGUCCGAUAAAGAAUAUGACGUCAAAGAGCAGAACAGCAAAACAGAAGAUUUGGAUGCAGCCGAGAAGGGCAAUAGCACAGAAGACGAUGAUGAUAUACCAUUGAAAAAGGUGAAGGAGGACAUUGAACAGAAGGUGCUGCGUGAACAAAAAGCUGCAGAUGAUGGCGACGUCACUCCUAGCACCGCCAGCGGCUCAGUCGAUAUCACUGGCAGUGAUGCGGAGGAAGAUGCCGCCACAAAGGAAGCGAAAACGGACGUUGUCGAAGAGGAAGAAGCACGCAAACCGCCUGGACCUGGUUGUGGUCCGAAUGGACCACCAGGUGUGCUCAUGCUACAAAGACGCAAAGGCCGAAAGAAGAAGUUGACUUGGCGCACGCAGGAACAUCUCGAACAAAUACGCUACUUUGAAUUGGAUGAAAAUGAGCGCGUGAAUGUGACAAAGACCCAAUCGUUUAUGGACAUGAAAAAUCUGGAACGUUAUAGUGAGCGCGAUGCCUUCAAUAUUGCACGUCGUGGCUUCACCCACGAUGAUAAUAUGAGGCCACAAACUGAAUGGCGGCCACUAAUCGAAGUCGAUGGCGUACCACCACAUCCGAACGGUAAUCAAUCGAAGCAACGUAAGGUACAAGCCGACCGUGAGCAAACCACUUUGCGUGCGCUCUACUUUUCGCACAGCAUGAUACCCGAUUCACCGGCGGAGGCCGAAUUGGAGCCCCAUUUCGCAUACGAUGUGCCAGUCAUACCCUUGGAAGACAUCACCGGCAAUCCGGAUGCCGUUAGCGAUUACACAAAUAUGCCUUGGCCCGAACCGAAGGGUUCGCCCAAAUACCCAGAAAAUAACAUAGCCAACAACACUGCCAAACUGACAAAUGCGCAAGUGAAUGCGUCGUUACCUCCGAACAACGUAAACACAUUUCCUGCUUUUAUGCCGCAGUACGCUGCUGCGUCCGCAAAUAAUAUGCAUGCAUCGCAAAUGCAGAUGCCCAGACCGGUACCAGGGGUGGCGACAGCAGCAGCAGCAGCGGCGGCGGUGGCGGCUGCGGCGGUGGGCGCCGGAUCACAUCCAGCAUGGCAAGGUGGCAAUUUCAAUGGACCAUUAGCCGCCAUAGGCGGUCCCUCAGUUGCAGAACAGCAACAGAAUUUAUUGGGAGCAUUCGGUCCAGCGGCGGGCAAUCCACAAUGGCAAAUGCAUUGCGACCAAUAUGGCCCUGCGCAAGGCCCCUUCAAUAAUGGACCUAAUUUUGGACCUAUGGGCAUGAUGGCGCCGCGUGUUAUGGCGAAUAUGGCAGCAGCGAAUAUCUUCGAGCGUAAUAAUAUGAAUAAUAGUCACCACAAUAAUAAUCAAAAUCGGAACCAUAACAGCGGCAAUUGGCGGACAGGUUCCAAUUUCCAAGAUAACAGUGGCAGUGGUGGUAACUGGCGCUCAGGUGGCGGCGGACAAAACCGAGGCGGUGGUGGUGGCGGCAACAACAGCGGUGUGUGCAAGGCAUACAUGCGCGGCCACUGUCGCUUAGGCAAAUCCUGUAAAUUCAUACACCCAAAGAGCAAACGUAUAUAGGAUUCGCCAGAAUCUUCAGACGAAGAUUUAGCAACGAUCUCGAUAAGCAACUGUGAUAGUGGCGACAAGUCGAAGCAUAAGAGAACUAUCUAAGCGAUCAACGAAACGGAAAUGAUCUAUGAAACGAUCUGAGAUCGAAAUCGAUUGCUGCUACAAACUGCCCCGCCUUGAGCCACACUUCAAAGUUCUUGAAAAGGCUGCUUGGUGUACGCCUUUUGACGCCGGUAAUGACUGCUAAAGUGUGCGUGUGUAUCGCGCAUCUCCAAGUGAAUAAGUGAAUGGUCACCAGCGUCGUAAACUGAAUUCUGAAUGAAUUACAAAGAGGAAAAUAUUUUAAUUUCUAUGAGAUAAUAUUUUUUGUAGAAUGUAUACCUUUGUUAAGUUUUUUUUUCACUAAAGGAUAAUAUUCUUAGCAAAUUAGAAGAAAAAACACUUGCAUUUGGAUUAUGUAAUCAUAUAAACUAUUAAUGAAUAUUUACAUUUAUACGUUACAAAGGCAAUCGCACUAACCAUAGUCGUUAAUUACAUAUAUAAUGGAGCAUAUUGUUUUUUUAUUAUAAAUCGCCUAGAUACAUUCAUAUAUGCAUUCACUAAAAAUAUUUUAGCAAAAUUAUGCCUGCACUGCAUACAUAACUAUGUAUGUACAUACAUAUGUAUGUGUAUAAAUAAAUUAUCGCUUUCACACGCAGCGCGUCACAGACGCAUUCAAAGCACUUUUUGCUGUGUUAACAUCAUUUUGUAUAAAUGUCUUAUUGCAUUAUGGACAAAAUGUCGAAUUUGUUGAUACAAUUAAAAUCAUUUCGUGCAUAAAUUUAUACAUUUAUAACAUAGCAAUUAAAAGUAGCAUAUUAAGUCCUAAGCCUUUUCACAAAACAGAUAUGCAUGUACAUAUGCCGUAAAAACAUACAUGCAUACAUGCUUUAUAAAUAAUUUACGUACAUAUGUAGUUA
Messenger RNA from Rhagoletis pomonella (apple maggot), 4673 nucleotides. RefSeq names its product serine/threonine-protein phosphatase 1 regulatory subunit 10-like. The coding region runs from base 28 to 3723 and encodes 1231 amino acids. Lineage: Eukaryota; Metazoa; Arthropoda; Insecta; Diptera; Tephritidae. Gene Ontology annotation, molecular function: metal ion binding. The transcript has 3 exons. The record is from RefSeq and is a predicted model, not a curated record.